AUGUCGGUCAAGGAGGCUGGCCAGAACCAGACAUUCGAACAGAACGAGCGCCUGCGCGAGCUCUACGCUGCCAUCUCGAACGGCGCCAACUCGUUCCUCUUCUCAGAGUACAAGCUGUGUACCGUGUUCGUCGUCUUCCUCGCCGGUGUGAUCGUCGGCCUCGUCUCGUGGUCCUCCGGCCGCGAGACCGCCAUCUUCACCGCCACCUCGUUCGUCGUCGGCGCACUCACUUCGAUGCUCUCGGGAUACAUCGGCAUGCGCGUCGCGGUCUUCUCCAACGCUCGCUGCACCGUCGGCGCGGUCAAGCCGGCGCCGCACGGCUGGACAGAGUCGUUCAACACGGCCUUCCGCGCUGGCGGAGUUAUGGGCUUCUCUCUCUGCGGCCUGGCGCUCCUCUGCCUCUACGCGCUCGUCGUCUUCCUCGCCCCCUCCUUUUCGUGGGGCACGACCGCCGGCGCGAUGAAGCUGUUCGACUGCAUAGCGGGCUUUGGGCUCGGAGGCUCUGCCGUCGCCAUGUUCGGCCGCGUGGGCGGAGGCAUCUACACAAAGGCGGCGGACGUGGGCGCCGACUUGGCGGGCAAGGUGGUGGAGGACUUGCCCGAGGACGACCCGCACAACCCGGGCACGCUCGCGGACAGCUGUCCUGUAGGCACGAUCGCGGACAACGUCGGCGACAACGUCGGCGACGUGGCGGGGAUGGGCUCGGACCUGUUUGGCUCGUUUGGCGAGGCGAGCUGCGCCGCGAUGCUCGUCGGCGCCUCGUCGCCCGGCCUGGUCGCCGCGGGCUGGGCGGCGCUCAUGUUCCCGCUCACCAUCUCCGGCGCCGGCAUCGUCGUCUGCCUGGUCACUUCCUUCUUUGCCACCAACUUUUGCCCGGCGCGCGCGCGCGCGCGUGCGCACAUCGAGGGCGCGCUCAAGCUGCAGCUCUUCGUCUCGGCCCUCCUGAUGACGCCCGUCGUCUGGUGGCUCUCCUCGUCCUUCCUCCCCACCUCGUUUGCCGUCUCUGGCGCCUGCGCGACGCCGACCGGCGCCUUCGCCUGCGUCGCCUUCGGGCUGUGGGGUGGCUGCGCCAUCGGCUUCAUCACCGAGUACUACACGUCCUUCUCGUACCGCCCCGUCGUCGAGGUGUCCGAGUCGUGCCGCACCGGCGCCGCCACAAACAUCAUCUUUGGGCUUGCGCUCGGGUACAAGUCCGUCGUCCUCCCCGUCUUCAUCCUCGCGGGCAUCAUCUUCGGCUCGCACCGCCUCGCGGGCAUGUAUGGCAUUUCGCUCGCCGCGCUCGGCAUGCUUGCCACCCUCGCCACCUGCCUCACCAUCGACGACGCGGACUCCGCUGCAUUCGUCCGACCGGUCUGUGACAACGCGGGCGGCAUCGCCGAGAUGUGCGAGCUGCAUCCGUCGGUGCGCGAGAAGACGGACGCGCUCGACGCGGCGGGCAACACCACCGCCGCCAUCGGCAAGGGCUUCGCCAUCGGCUCCGCCUGCCUCGUCGGCGUCGCCCUCUUCGGCGCCUUUGUGACGCGGCUGAACGACACGGGCGCCAAGGUGACCGUGGACCUACUCGACCCGCUCACCUUUGCUGGCUUGCUCGUCGGCUCGAUGCUGCCGUACUGGUUCUCGGCCAUGACGAUGAAGUCGGUUGGCAAGGCGGCCAACGAGAUGGUGAUCGAGAUCAAGCGCCAGUUCGACGCCAACCCGAACCUGCUCAUCCCCAACCACCCCGACCGACCCGACUACGACCGGCGCGGGAGAUAUAGGGGAGAUAUAGGGGAGAUGUCCCGACCCAUAGGCGCGCUCGUCAUGUUUGCGCCGAUCGUCGCCGGCGUCGUCUUUGGCACCAAGAGUGUGACCGGCCUGCUCGCCGGCGGCAUCGCCUCGGGCGUGCAGAUGGCCGUGUCGGCCUCCAACACGGGCGGCGCGUGGGACAACGCCAAGAAGUACAUCGGCAAGGGCGGCCUCAACGACCUGAUCGCGCGCGUGGAGCCCGACGUCGUCAACGAGCUCGGCGACGUGAAGCAGAAGAAGUCGCAGAUCUACAAGGCGGCCGUCACGGGCGACACGGUCGGCGACCCGCUCAAGGACACGUCCGGCCCCGCGCUCAACAUCCUGAUGAAGCUGAUGGCCAUCAUUUCGGUCGUCUUUGCGGACGUCUUCCUCGCCGUCAACAAGGGCGACGGCCUCAUCGCGAGCUGGUUGUAG
Molecule: messenger RNA, 2199 nt
Organism: Emiliania huxleyi CCMP1516
Lineage: Eukaryota; Haptophyta; Isochrysidales; Noelaerhabdaceae
Product: H+-translocating pyrophosphatase
Exons: 10
Coding region: 1-2199 (732 amino acids)
Biological process (GO): proton transmembrane transport
Cellular component (GO): membrane
Molecular function (GO): diphosphate hydrolysis-driven proton transmembrane transporter activity; inorganic diphosphate phosphatase activity
Source: RefSeq, a predicted model, not a curated record